Molecule: messenger RNA, 3243 nt
Organism: Gadus chalcogrammus (walleye pollock)
Lineage: Eukaryota; Metazoa; Chordata; Actinopteri; Gadiformes; Gadidae
Gene: mcph1
Product: microcephalin 1
Exons: 15
Coding region: 122-2467 (781 amino acids)
Biological process (GO): mitotic cell cycle
Source: RefSeq, a predicted model, not a curated record
UUGUCACAAUGUGGGGGAAGUGACGUUGGAUAUCUCCCAGAGCUCCUUGCGUUACAAACAACAAGCGCGAAUGUUGGUCUUCACUGUUUUUCGAAGGUGAUCCCCUUGAGGCAGGGGCAUUAUGGCCAGAAGCAAUGAAGGUUCAUCUAUUCUCAAAGAUGUUGUGGCGUACGUUGAUGUGUGGUCAUCAUCUAAAACAGAGAACAUAUCGAAGCCCUUCAUUGACGAACUCAAGGAAAUGGGUGCUGAGGUAUCAAAGACAUUUAAAAAACAUGUCACCCAUGUAGUAUUUAAAGACGGUCACCAAUCUACUUGGAAUAAAGCCAGGAAAAUCGGGGCAAAGCUUGUAUCUGUUCUUUGGGUGGACAGGUGUAAAGAGGAAGCAAAAUUAGUUGAUGAAGAACUGUUCCCGGGCCAGAACGAUGAAGCCAAUCGCUUGAUAAAGAAAAGGACGCACCGUUGCAUGCAGCCGAAAGAUUCUGCUGAAAAGACUCCUGAGAACAACAUACGAAUGAAGAAGAAAUUGGACAAGAUGAUCAAAGACCUCGCUCCCCAAUACCCUCUCUUCCCAGACGUCUCCCCGUACAUUAUCGACCAGGAGAACGGUAUCGUCUACAGCCCCUCGCUGAAGCGGUCCGACAGCAUGGCUCGACGGUUGAAGGAAAUGAGGGAGAAAAGAGACAGCCCUUCACCCCCAGCAUCACAGGAGGUGGAGGCUGCAAGUUCCUCUCCAGCGGUUAAACCUUGUUUUGGUUUCUCUCCGACUAUAUUGAAGUUACUUGAGGACGACUCUGAAGAGGAGGCCUCGUCUCCAAUGUGUUCUCCCCAUCUCCCUGCUGAGGACAGAGGAGGCGCUAGCCUACAUAUGGAUACUGGCACUCCCAAGGCCGCUGAAAGGCCCUGGCUCUCACCUUGCAGUGAUGUGCCCAAAAGGAAAUCCAUGAGUCAUUUUAGAAAGCUGAAGUCAGGAGACGGACUACCAGAAGGAGGGCCCUUGCGCCGAAUGUUGAGGAGGAGCUCAAUGAGAAUUGAUUACUUCAAGACACAAAGCGGCUCUGAGGUUCCUUGCCAGGAUACCAUAGCAGAGCUUCCUGAAAAACCCAAGUUAAUACAAUCCCAGUUAAAAUUUACGUCUCUAGGGGAUUUGAAUCCCUCUAGGUGCCUCUCUGUUCCAGCCGUUACUCCAAACACUCAAAAGAACCAAGAACUAUCCAAAGGCGCCGUGUUUAAAUUAAAGAAAGCGGACCCGCCAACCCCUAACAAUAAGAGGAGAGCCUCUUCAUCUGCAUCGUCGAGGAAGUCCACCCUUCCCAUUGAAUCUCUAAGCGUUGUGACACCUUUACCUGAGGGGGAGGCAGACGGAGACUUUGAGGACUACUUCUCCUCAGCCAACCAACACCCCAUCCAGAAGGUACCGUCUCUGCCCUGGCUGUCCAAGGGGGGCGGGAUCCAGCCUCCUUUCCAACGGGCCCCCGUGCCAGGCAAGAGGACCUCGAGGAGAAGUGAAACCUCGGGGCCAAAUCAUAAGAAGAGGAGGCCAAAUGAAUCACAGAGCUCAAUUGACUCUUCAGACGUACACGAUCAACCUACAUCGCAUCCCCACGUUCCAGUCCCCGUUCCCUCCCUCACUAAAAGUAGACUGAAGUCGGUACCAAAAAUGGACAUGGAUGAUUUUGUAACUCAAGUGGUCAGGCAUAGAAUCCCAUCUAAUCCCACGAAAGGGCCCCAAUUAGGCCCGAUCAGAGGCAGUGAAUCACAUGGACUGCAGGUACAACCUGAGGGCAAAGUCUGUCCACAGGACAUGGAAAGUGGAGGAAGUCAACAAACUGUAGCAGCUGGUCGCGCUGGGAACACGAGUGCAGAUGAGGCAAGUCGCAUGAAAAUGGAACAGUCGAAGGCUACUAGGACUCUGGUGACGACGAGCAUGUCCACUGACACGCAGAAGACUGUGACCGAGGUGGUGAAACUGCUGGGUGGGUUCUCCGUUGUGGACCUCGUGUGCGAGACCACCACCCACGUGGUGUCCGGGGGACAGCGCCGCACGCUGAACGUCCUCCUGGGCAUCGCUCGCGGCUGCUGGGUCCUCUCCUUCGAAUGGAUGCUGCGGAGCUUGGAGCAGAGACGGUGGCUUCCAGAAGAACCCUAUGAACUGUCUGAGAGUUUUCCUGCUGCACCGAUCUGCCGCCUGCAGCAGCACCUCUCAGCCGGGGAACACCAACAGGACCUGUUUCACCUCCAGCCGGCCAUCUUUGUGUCCCAGCAGUCCCAGCCGCCCCCCGACAGCCUGGUGGAGCUCAUCCAGCUGUGCGGGGGGACCGUGUGCAAAACGGUCCGACAGGCAGGCCUCUGCGUCGGGCCGUACAGCGGCCGCCGACCAGAAGGCUGCAGGAACCUCUCGGAGCAAUGGGUGCUGGAUUGUAUUACGCAACUCAAGCCGCUGUCCUAUGAAAACUACAACCUGGAAUGAAAAACUACAACGCGGUUUUAAUCAGUCAUGUCUGUAUUGUAAAUGUAUAGUCCAUGUAAUGUAUAGUCCCGCACCUAUGGACUGUAAUUCAGUCCAUAGGUACACGCACGCACGCGCGCGUGCGCACGACUUGAUGAGUUUGACUAUCACAACUGGAGAUAUGUGAAUGGAUUUGUGUGUUUUUUAACUCUUAGCAACUGGCAUUCUAGUAGAAUAUUGUAAUGUAUAGUAUGUGUCAUGUAAAGUGCCUGAGACAUAACACUGUAAUUCAGUCCAUAGGUACACACACACACACACACACGCACAUGCGAUUUAUUGAGUUUGACUGUAUCACAACUGGAGAUAUGUGAAUGGAUAUGUGUGUUUUUUAACUCCUAGUAGAAUGGGAAUAAUCAAAUGGGAAUGUGUUGUAACACUGUGUACAAAGCUAUUUCAAUUCUUAAAAUAUAUAACCAGUUUUUUGUAUCUGUGUGUUUUUCUGUCAUUGCAGUUAUGGUACUUGUGUUUUAAAUAUAACAUGCAUUCACCAAUCCUUGUCUUAAUGUGUUGUACCGUUCUUGCCAUUCUGCAUGCCAGACAGUACGAUGGGGGUUAUUAAAGUUUUUGUACCUUUUGUAGACACGCAUCAUUCAUUGUAUGCGUUAAGCCUAGGCCUUCGGGUCGCAGUAUGCAAUUGUUUGAGAGUUCAAAUAACAUCAACGGAAAAAAAAUAAAAUAUAUGUAUUAAUAUUACAUUUCAGAUCUCAUGUUCUAUUGCUGUGCUGUGUAGAAAUAUA